AUGUCAUCCUUCUUGGUUCCACGUUCGCUACAGGACACUUGCCAGCUUAUUUUAGUGCUAUCAUUUGGUAUUGUACAAACGACAAGGCCGGGACCGGACAGUUACGGGACCGAUUUUGUAACCCUCUUUCCUUUUGUCAAAGAAAUGGCACAGCUUUCUACGUUUACCUUCGACAUCAUCAAUCCGAAUGAGAAUGAAACCGCUACGAUCCACUUGAGUUACCUUACACCCAGUAACGAAACUAUCGCUCUGCGACUACAGCAAGAUACGAUUACGGUGGCACCGACGACUCACGCAACGGUCAGCUUCGCUACUUAUCUAGUUCACAAGAAACCGCAUUUCUUGUUCAUUAUUACCUUUUGCUUUUUAUACCUUUUCCUUCUGUACUCUUACUCCAUUUCCGUCACCUCGAUAUAUUAUUAUGUCUUAUUUGUUUAA
Messenger RNA from Gongylonema pulchrum, 438 nucleotides. The record is from the annotation of a GenBank genome assembly. NCBI's taxonomy places the organism in Eukaryota, Metazoa, Nematoda, Chromadorea, Rhabditida, Gongylonematidae.